Messenger RNA from Cryphonectria parasitica EP155, 582 nucleotides. RefSeq lists its product as uncharacterized. Bases 111 to 326 code for a protein of 71 amino acids. The transcript is spliced from 2 exons. The record is from RefSeq and is a predicted model, not a curated record. NCBI's taxonomy places the organism in Eukaryota, Fungi, Ascomycota, Sordariomycetes, Diaporthales, Cryphonectriaceae.
UCUAUCCCACCACAUCAUCAUACCCUCCCAACGAUCUGCGGCGCGCAUUUACUUGUUACUUGCAAUCGCCAUCACCUACACCACCAACUCACUUUACUCCUCUGCCCAGCAUGUGCUUCGGAGACGGCAAGAAGAAGAAGCAAUACUACUAUCGCGAGGAGAUCUACCCAUCUCGACCAGCUCCUCACCACCAAUACUACCAACACACUGCACGAGUUAGCCGAACCUCACACCAUUCCUCCCACAGCCCGCGAGGCAGCGUGUACAGCUCCCGGGGUGGGCCAACGGUCUACGAGAAACGAACGACGAAGAAAUACUACAACUGAACAAAGUUGUUUGCCCUUAUACUGUUUAUCCAAUAAGUGAUGGAAUUUUGGAACAUGUGGGGACGAGGAUCGAUCGACCGCAGUACCCCUCCACAAUUUUUCCAAGGAAGAGAUGUAGAGGGUGAGUUCUGGAGGCUGUGAUACCCAACCACGUGCAUGUAUGGUGUUUCCUGCAUUGGCAGCCAAGUUGUCUGGAUUUAAUUAUAGUAAUUAGUUCACUGAAAUCGAUGUUGCAGAUCCGUCAUCGUGGGUUCUG